This is a messenger RNA of Hypomesus transpacificus, 1773 nucleotides long. RefSeq names its product NIMA-related kinase 6 (gene nek6). NCBI's taxonomy places the organism in Eukaryota, Metazoa, Chordata, Actinopteri, Osmeriformes, Osmeridae. The transcript is spliced from 10 exons. Gene Ontology annotation, molecular function: protein kinase activity; ATP binding. Bases 378 to 1310 code for a protein of 310 amino acids. The record is from RefSeq and is a predicted model, not a curated record. Gene Ontology annotation, biological process: protein phosphorylation.
GGGCGGGUGGGGGGGGGGGGGGGGUAACAGGCUACAACACGGACUAAUGUAAUUCUUGUUUACGUAUUCCAUAUUGAAAACUUCCCCGUGAAAAGGAUAUUAUUCGAAUUCAGGUAACGCACACAAACAUGUUCAAUUGCCUGCUUCAAUGAUUUAUUUUAUAGGCUAGUUGGACACAGUUACAAAGUGCACGUCUGAUUUUGGUCUUACGUAGUUGCCAACGCUAACCGUCUCCACUGUAAAGUUAGAAAGGUUUUGUUAAGAAUAAUUUAAAUCUAGAUAAGAAUAGAAACAGCGACGCGGAUCCGAACAACUUGAGAAAAACGUCAAACCUCAGACAAAAUCAAGUGGUGAGGUGGCCUGCUUGGUAUGCCACCAUGGAGGCACAGAAUAGCCCACACCAGCACAACUUAGACAACUACAACAAGCUAUACAAGAUACCUGGACAAGAGGAUCAGAGAAACAUGCCAAGCUACCAGUACUGCUGCACACUGGCCAACUUCCGUAUCGAAAAAAAGAUUGGUAGGGGCCAGUUCAGUGAAGUGUACAAGGCCACCUACCUGCUGGAGGGACACCAGGUGGCACUGAAGAAAGUCCAGAUCUUUGAGAUGAUGGACGCUAAGGCGCGCCAGGACUGCAUCAAGGAGAUUGAUCUGCUGAAGCAGUUGAACCACUCUAACGUGAUAAAGUACCUGGACUCCUUCAUCGAGGACAACAAACUUAACAUUGUUUUGGAGCUGGCCGAUGCUGGUGACCUCUCUCAGAUGAUAAAGUACUUCAAGAAAAAGCGACGGCUGAUUCCAGAGAGGACAAUAUGGAAAUAUUUUGUCCAGCUGUGCAGUGCCCUGGAGCACAUGCAUUCCCGCAGAGUAAUGCACCGUGACAUCAAACCAGCCAAUGUGUUCAUCACAGCCACUGGAGAGGUGAAGCUGGGAGACCUGGGACUAGGACGCUUCUUCAGCUCCAAGACCACUGCAGCCCACUCACUAGUGGGUACGCCGUACUACAUGUCUCCAGAGAGGAUCCAUGAGAAUGGCUACAAUUUCAAGUCUGACAUCUGGUCCCUGGGAUGUCUGUUGUAUGAGAUGGCUGCGUUGCACAGUCCAUUCUACGCGGACAAGAUGAACCUUCUCUCUUUGUGCCAGAAGAUCGAGCAAUGUGACUAUCCUCCACUACCACCCGACCAAUACUCUGCAAAGCUGCGAGAUUUGGUCAGCAUGUGCAUCAACCCUGAGCCAGACGAACGUCCAGACAUCAUCUUUGUUCUGCAGAUUGCCAAACAGAUGCAGCUGUGGACUGCCAGCACCUGAAUAUAAGGCUAUCCCUCCAUCUGGGUCUCCAUUCUGUCAACUGGUCUAUGACUCCAGCCUUUGCUGGUCUCACUGGAGCCUGUACUUCCAGCCUAUGUCUCUCAGUGAUUAAGACACAGGGACAUCAAGGAGACCAUAAAGAGAGCUGCUUGGGAUUUGUUGUCAAAAGCCUGUGGAGUCUCUACUGCUAUGGUGGUCACGGCAAACAGCUUUUUCAGGCCAAGUGUCACAGUAAUUUGAGGAAGUGAUGGUAGUGAUUGGAUUUCUAGCUAGAGAAAGAGUAUCGUAGCACUAACAUGACGUCACAGGGGGUACAUCAUCAUGGUGGACUUUUUGAUGUGACAGGGAUUGCAUUCCAAAUCGAUUCCCUGUCUCACAGGUUAAUUGUGUGCUUUCUCCAAUUUUUCUAUGCUAUGUAGUGAAGGUGUGGAUAAAUAAAACUCAAAGCUUUUUUCCUUUUUGA